Molecule: messenger RNA, 1500 nt
Organism: Melitaea cinxia (Glanville fritillary)
Lineage: Eukaryota; Metazoa; Arthropoda; Insecta; Lepidoptera; Nymphalidae
Exons: 3
Coding region: 1-1500 (499 amino acids)
Molecular function (GO): catalytic activity
Source: RefSeq, a predicted model, not a curated record
AUGAAGAACAAGAAAAAAAGUAAGGUUAAACAGCGGCUGCACCUCCUCUCUCUCAAAGUGCACCUAACCAACAUACGAGGAUUGCACUCAAAUCUCGAUGCAGUCCACCACCACCUGGAGACUGAGAGGCCGCACUUACUUUUCCUUACGGAGACGCAAAUUGGUAGCCCAGCAGAUGUAACGUACCUGCAGUACCCUGGGUAUUCGCUCGAACAUAAUUUUAAAUCUCACGCUGGAGUCUGCAUGGAGCAGAUUGUGUAUGCCUGUACCUAUCGGUCGCACAGUGGUGAUCGGGAGACGACUCGGAUGUUCGACUAUCUCAGUGAGACGGCUGACAUGGUCCAACGUCGGUAUCCAGCUGCCCAAAUGGUAUUUCUGGGGGAUUUUAACGCUCACCACCAAGACUGGCUGUUCCCAUACCAGAACACCGACCACGCCGGGAGAGAGGCGCUCAAAUUUGCCCUGUCGCUAGAUCUUACCCAGCUAGUCCAAGAAGCAACACGAGUACCCGACGUUGACGACCAUACACCUAAUUGUUUGGACCUUCUGUUGACAAGUGACCCAGACCGGUCCUCGGUAUCAGUUACAGCUCCCCUGGGCACAUCUGAUCACUGUGUGGUAAAGUCAGUAUCUAACUUUCACCCUCUGGAUACAGGUUCUACCGGAACCAGACGUGUGUGGCGAUAUAAGUCGGCAGAUUGGGAUGAGAUGCGACACUUUUUUGCAUCCUACCCUUGGCGGCGGACUUGCUUCUCUUCCUGUGAUCCGUCGAGUUGCGAACAAGAAAUAUCGGUAGUGAUACGUCAGGGGAUGGAGUACUUCAUUCCAUUUGCUGAUGUAUCACUAGAUGGCAAGAUCCCUAGGUGGUAUAAUGCAGAAUGUGCCGAAGCUGCAGCCCGUAAGGACACAGCGUUUGCAGCGUGGGCUGAAGCCCGCACCCUUAAAUCUCCGGACAUAACUACGAGGAAGAGAGCGUUCAACUCUGCUGCUAAGUCAUACAAAAGGGUUCUUAAAAAAGCUUGUUUCAACCGUAUUAAUCGCAUCGGAACCCAAUUAGCUUUCCAUCCGCGCGGUAGUAGAGCAUUUUGGUCACUCUCUAAGUCGGUUGAAAUGAGCUUCUGCCGUCCCUCACUGCCUCCUCUGCUUAAACCAGAUGGAUCGCUGGCCUUUACUGCGACAGACAAGGCUAACCUUUUAACGAAUCUGUUUACAGAAAAUUCGCUCCUUGAUGCAGGUAGUGCCUCACCGCUCAGACAUCCACCUGGCGACUCUGUUAUGUCAGAACUACGCAUUCGCCAAACUGAGGUUUUGAGAGUACUCCGUAACAUGGAUGUGAAUAAGGCUAGUGGCCCUGACGGGAUACCAUCAAGAAUACUUAAAAAACUUUCGGCUAACGAACCUGCCGAUUGCGUCGUCACCGUCGUCGGUGUAGUAGACACAAGUGUUAGUGUGUCUUGUCACCGCUACUACCGCAUGAGACACACUUUCGUGGAUUUGUAG